Molecule: messenger RNA, 996 nt
Organism: Dovyalis caffra
Lineage: Eukaryota; Viridiplantae; Streptophyta; Magnoliopsida; Malpighiales; Salicaceae
Source: the annotation of a GenBank genome assembly
AUGAACGGCGCGUGCUUGAAUUUCGAAAACCCCAUCGAAGAUGCAGUUUCUAGGAUCCAGUUCGCCCCUCAAUCCAAUAAUCUCCUCAUUUCUUCUUGGGACUCUAAUCUUCGAUUAUACGAUGUGGAUAGUUCUGUGCUUAGAUUAGAAGCUCCUGCUCCCUCUCAAGUUGCGCUUCUCGAUUGUUGUUUCCAGAGCGAGUCUGUGGGUUUUACGGCUGCCUCUGAUGGUUCCAUUAUAAGGUAUGACUUGCAUUCAGGAACUAAUGAUGCCGUCGGAAAUCAUCAAGAUAUAGCAACAUGUGUUGAAUACUCUAUUGAAACAUGCCAAGCAAUUUCAGCUGGUUUGGACAAGAAGGUAAUGUCUUGGGAUAUCCGCUUGGCAAAUCCUCUUGCACUUUUCACAAAUCUGGGUGCAGAAAUUGAGUCCAUCUCUGUCUCUGGGUUUGAUUUAAUGGUAGCUGUAGGAACAGCAGUGAAUAUAUAUGACUUGCGGAACUUUGAAAGAGCAGUUGAUUUAAAAGAAUCAUCUAUGGAUGUAGGGAUAAAAUGUGUUGCUUCAGUUCCAUAUGCCAGAGGAUAUGCAAUAGGAUCAGUAGAUGGACGGGUAGCAGUAGAGAUCUCAAAUCCAUUAAAUUUAAAUUCCACUAAAUACACUUUUCGGUGUCACCCAAAGACAAAAAAUGGAAAAGCACAUCUAGUGUCAGUUAAUGACAUAGCAUUCAAUCCACUCGUCGGUGGUACGUUUGUUACUGGUGAUAAUGAAGGCCACGUUACUGCAUGGGAUGCUCAAAGUAAAAGAAAAUUACAUGAGUUUCCUAGAUAUCCAAACAGUGUGGCAUCCUUAUCGUACAACCAUGUGGGGCAACUAUUGGCUGUUGCAUCAAGCUACACAUACCAAGAAGCUAAUGAAAUGGAGGUUGCUCCUCAAAUAUUUAUUCAGAACAUGGAUGACAGCUACAUUGGCUAUUCUCCUGAAGUUUCAAGCAGGAAAUGA